This is a messenger RNA of Brassica napus (rape), 3946 nucleotides long. RefSeq lists its product as uncharacterized. The transcript is spliced from 6 exons. Bases 1724 to 3733 code for a protein of 669 amino acids. The record is from RefSeq and is a predicted model, not a curated record. Lineage: Eukaryota; Viridiplantae; Streptophyta; Magnoliopsida; Brassicales; Brassicaceae.
AUCACUGGUCCAACGGCAUUUCUUGAUCUAUGUACAUCCACAGGUACAUCUUUUCAUAUACUACUAAUUAAAUUGUUAGUCUAACAUAGAUCACUGUUGAAUAUUUGUAUUUUCACAUGACGGUCAUAACUAUCAUAAAUUUGAAAUUGAUCUAUGCGGUGCAAACCUAUCAAUUUCUUUUAUUUUGUUGAGAUAGCCUUUAUGUCAGAUGUUAAGUAUAUGUAUUUUUACCCUCUUUAAUGUGCAUAUUAAAAUUAAUCACAAUUUUUUUUCCAUUAUUUUGGGCAUUUUCCACCCUCGUGAUAAGUUCAUCCAUCUUCAAGUCUGUUGCUCGUUUCUUCAUCGACAUUAAUUCAGUCAUUUGGUCAGUUCAUGAUAUUUAUCCAUUCUCUUGAAAGCAUUUUAGAGCUCUCUGAAGAACAGUGUUCCUUUUUUUUUUUUUUUGUCACUAAAACAAACGACAUAUUAGAUUGAUACCUAACUCACCAAGCGACAUAUUAAAUUAUUCUACUUGUUUGGCCCAGCUCAAAAAUGAACUAUUUCAUAUUUUAUGUUUUCUGACUCUUCCGACUUGGAUUCUCAGGACGUCUUCAGAUAACCACACUAUAGUCCAUGAUCCCCUAACCAUACUUUGGAAAGUUCAUGUUGCUCACUAGCAUUGAGCCCACCUUGUAGAAGAACAUCACGGAUCUCCCAUUUAUCCUACAAUAGUUUAAGAACACGAUUGUGUACCCAAACAUAUACUAUCCAUUGUCUUGGAAGAACAAUUAAUAUUCAAUUUUUGGUUAGUUAGUUGGUUUGGUUUGACUCAGCUCCCGCCUUUCGUGUAACUCAUUAAAGAGGAAACCAUGAAAAGAUUGUUGAUCUCAACCAUAUUUUACGACAAAUUGAAUUCUUAGUUAACGAACUCAUAUAGGACCGAGGAAAGGAAAACUUAAUACUAUAGAAUAUGAAUUUAUAUCUUUCUGUUACCGUAGGUUUCAGACUCUGCUUUGGUAAUUUAAUUAUAUGUCGAUGAAUCAUAGUUUUAUGUCACAGUAGAACAUUUUUGAUUUAGCAAACACUAUACAUUAUUUUUGGCGCAAAAAAUCUCUGAAUCUUGAUCUAGAAAAUUAUGCAGGUUUUUAAAAACAGUUUAAUGAAAAUAAAUCAAGAGUUGAUCCAAAUGUUAAAAAUCUAGUCAAUGGUCCCCAAUUGCCAACGGCUCCUUUGGACUCUCCGCUUUAGGGCCCUCCACGCCUUCAUAAAUUCCAACGCUAAUAAACUUUCAAAAGAUUACAUUUUUAAUUCCCCCAAGUGAACGCUUUCUGCAUUCCCAACGCCUUAUUUUAGAAGCUUCCUCGAGACACUCAACUUAACUACUUGUCUUCAUCUCGAAUCUGUCUUUCCUUAACUUUUACACUCUGUUUUGUAUUCUUUCCUUUUUCUCCGACACGUUUCCAAGUUUAGAGGAUGAAACACAAAACAGUUCAAGGACUCGCAGUUCUGUUCUUUUUACUGGUCGUCGUUAUAUCAAAACCUUCUAAAAAUAGAUAAAACAAACACACAGUUGCACUGAAUUUCUGUUUCUUCAUCGUUACCUUUGUCUUAACACCAAAAAUUAGUAUCUUCAGUUAGUUACAAAAAAACGAACUUUUCUUCCUUUUUUUCUUCUUCUUCUUUCCCCUUUUGGAGAGAGACAAACAUAUUCACAAGAUCGAGAUCCGAUCAAAGAUGAGUCUUUAUGUUGUUUGUCUUCCUCUUCUUGAUCGUUAACGAAAUGGCGUCUUCUCAGUUAGAGAUCGCCUCUUUGCGAUCUAACUUCGGAUGCAUCAUCCUCAGAGACCGCAACCAAAGGCAGAACAACCACGACGCCGUUUUCAAAAAGAAGAACAAAAGCCGUCUUGGGUCGCCGGAGAAACCACGUACCGGCAAAGGAAAUAACUUUUCCGACAGCACGAAGAGAAACGACAAACGUGGAGGAGCUUCUUCUCUUGUGCAGAUAUGGGAGGCGAGGCUGAACCGAUCUAGCACCGGAAACUCAUCGCCGAUUCAAGAAGAAACCAACCUUUCGGCUCCAUCUACCGACGGAGAGUCUGAAUCAGAGAACGUGUCUAAGAAUAAUGAUCCAACGGUGGAGGUUGAAUCCGGUGCUCUCGGUACGGUUCCUGAGUCCGGAGAGAGCAAAUGGGGCAGAGUCGCUGAGAUUAUCCGGAAACUGAAGCUAACCGCCGGAGAUAAUGUUCGUGCCGCCGACGUGCUGAACAUUAAAACGCCGAAGCAGGAGAAAAGUAGUUUUCGGGCGGUUACUUGCUCGCCGCGUCUACGAGGACGGCAAGCGUUCUCCGAUUUGCUUAUGCGUUUGGAACGCGACCGUCAUCGCGAACUGGAGUCGCUUGCUGGACGCAACGCAGUUUCUAAGUUUUCUCAACGCGGUCGUCUCCAGUCAAUGUUGCGGCUAAGGACUCUCAAACGCGGCCUACUGAUUCAAGACCGUCAUCUUUCUAGCGCAAAAACACCUGAUCUGAGUCGCUUUGAAUUUGGUUCUACAGUUCUUAACCUAAGGGAAAGAUUCGGGGCAAACGCCACUUCUGAAGCAGAACGGAAGAAGAGACAAGAAACUACCUUAGAAACAGAGAGAAGUACCGAGAGCAUGAAGCCAAAAGACACUACUAUUCUUCUAGAAACGACUUCCACAGAGCGGUUAAGCCCUCGAAACCACAAGAUAGAGGCAGCAAACUCACGCAAGAAAGAAACCGAACCAAAGAUGAGUUACCGUCAGCUGCAAGAAACCACGGUACAAGAAGCUUUGAAAAGAAAAAUUGAUAACACAAGCCCCCACACCAUCGUAACUCUUCAAGAACCGCGUACACCGGAAAAGGAAGUGGCGAACAUUGUGGAAAGCCGUGCAUAUGGAACUCAUGAAACACCGUUCCUUGAGUCACAAGAAACACCGUUCCUUGAGUCACAAGAAACGUCGUUUGUAUGGCAAUAUCAAGAAGAGUAUGAGGAUGAACAAUCUUAUUACGGAGAAAUGAGCAACGACUGGUUUACUGAAAUAUCUCGGCCUCGGACUUACUGGGAAGAUCUGAGGAAAUCACGCUACUUGGAAGUGAUGAACACUCGAUCUGACAAGGACGAUAUAUGCAGACUCCUUGAGAGAAGAACAGUUUCUGAUUUCCUCCAGAGCGAAUUGCGAGAGAAGAUCGAUAAGCUCAUGAUGUCCCGUGUUCAGACACAUCCGGUUCAGAGAAUUGAGGAAGCUGAUAAAGAGGAACAAGAAUGUGAGAUAGGCGAAGAAGAAGAUGAAUUAAGAGAUGACUUGAGUCACACGUCAUCGCAGUUAUUUGCCCCAUCACCUGCAGGAUCAUGGAGUUCUCAGGACAUAGGAGUUUCUUCCACACCUGACUUAUCACCUCUGCACACUCCUCAGUCUACUGAGAUGGAGAUUAUAAGCGAGUUGAGAUCACAGAUCUUACAGCUCCAGCUAGAUAUGUCGGAGCUACGUGACUCUGUCAAAACGUGUUUGGACGUAAACGCUACCCUUCAAAAGUCAGUUCACCGCGAAAAUCCCCUGAAACGCAAAUGCUGCGUUUGUAACGAAUCGCAAGUUGAAACACUUCUAUACAGGUGCGGACACAUGUGCACAUGCCUAAGAUGCGCAAACGAGCUACAAUGUAAUGGCGGGAAAUGCCCUAUUUGUCGUGCUAAGAUUCUAGACGUUGUUCGCGUCUUCUUCGAUUCAAGCACCUAAACAACUAAUGACACCAACGGUUCAAAACGCUAACAAUACUUCACCUUAACCUUACACACGUUUGUUUGUUGUAUAACCCACCCUUUUUUCUUCCUUUGUUUGCUUUUACGUUUAACUGGAGGGCGUUUGCAUUUUGGAUCUGCCUCAGAGAUUCAUAUCAACUCUUUUCUUGACGUUGAAGUUUUCUUCUUCUUGUAAAGACACAUCAUAUAC